Nothobranchius furzeri (turquoise killifish) is the source of this 8268-nucleotide messenger RNA. Lineage: Eukaryota; Metazoa; Chordata; Actinopteri; Cyprinodontiformes; Nothobranchiidae. The record is from RefSeq and is a predicted model, not a curated record.
CAGGCCUGGCUCCAGGGUGGGACCCCGGUAACCCUCCGGGCCGGGAACUCCGACUCUUUGCUUUUACGUCCAUGAAAGAUCUUCUGACAUAUCCUACUGAAUCUGGUAAUUAAACAUUAUUGCAGGUGUUUGGACAUGUAGCAUAUAUGUUAAAGCUAAAUACUAUUUAGAUAAAAUUAAAGAAGCUACACUGCCCCAGUAUUCAUACAGCUCUCUGCAUGAAUAAACAGUUAUGUUAAAAGGAUUAAAAUCUGCGAUCAGAAAAUAUCUUUUGAUUCUCUGUUACAUAUAAACUGUUUUACUAAAGCAUUACGAACAAUGUGACAACUAUGUUAGUAAAAUUAAAAAAAGAGAAUUAGUGUUAUUUAAGGUUGUUAAUCUGAUUUUUAAUGAUCACUUUGACGCAUUGAUUGCUGGAGCAGACCUGAAUGGGAGGCCUUAUCUCGCGGUGGAAGCUGUGGGACCUGGCAGAGUGAUGGUUGACAAUCGGCUCUUCACUCGUUUCACUAAAUGUCCUCAUUCUCUUUGUGCUCAAGAUUUAUCCACAGCAGUCUUUGUCAGAGUUACUGACAUCAGCAGCCUUCAAAGGCAAGACGCCCCCAGAGAGUCUGAUCAGUCCCCAGAGAUGGCCCGAGCCACUUUAGCAACAUUUACACUGGCGUUUCUCCUCCUCAGCUGGAGUAUUUAUGCUGAAGAAGAUGCAGAAGCUUUACCCUGUCCACCACACCAGAAGGCCUUUGAUGGAGCUUGCUAUGAGCUUAUGGGUCUGCAGUUAUCCUUUCUGGACGCCCAGGCGUGGUGUGAGCGAGGUGGAGGACACCUGGUCUUCAUCCUGAAUGAUGAAACGCAGCAGUUCCUUCAAACGUACCUGGAGCCGGAGAAGGACUGGUGGCUUGGGCUGGCACCUGCAUCUCAAAACCUCACGCUAGAUGCUUCUGAGGGUCCUCUUGCAUGGCUGGAUGGUUCAGAUAUUAGCUAUAAAAACUGGGCGCACAAGCCAGAAGACAAGGCAACCUGUGGACACAUCCUGAGACAAACGGGCUUCCAGUGGAAGGCCACAGAGAACUGCAACCAACAACUCAACUUUGUGUGCACGUUUGAUUUUGGAAGAUCAAUUGCAUGCGAAGGCCAAAAUGCCACACUGCAGUGUGGCUCUGGUCAAGUCAUUGAGGUUGAAGAUGCCUUUUACGGGAGAAAAACGGUUCAUUACUGCCGAUCGCACCACACCGCUGUACCCACGUCUACCCAGGAGGAAUGUAGCUGGAUCAAUGUGGUUGAUUCUGUAACAGAUUACUGCCAUGGACUGCAGGCUUGCCAGGCUCCACCCAACCGGAGCUCCUUCAGCAACCCGUGUCCUCUGCUGGGCAGUUAUAUGUCUGUAGAAUACCGCUGCAAAGAUGGACUUCACUUACUGACGAGCAAAGUGGCGCCUGUUUUUGAAAAUGUCACCAUUACUGUGAAGUGGCUUCUUCAUCCAUUUCAUGGAAACCUGACGUGUGUUGUUGACACUGGAGACGGCCACAUCAUUGACCCAUACAGCCCAAAGGAGUUGGUGUCGAGCAUCAUCCACGCGUUCCAGCGACCUGGCGUUUUUACUGUCGGGGUAGAAUGCACCACCAGUGACUGGCACGUCACAGCUCAGAAAGAAAUAACAAUUCAGGAGCCUGUUGGAAAGUUCAGUGAGAUCCGGUGCUAUAGCGGGGACGUGGCAACAGAUGGAGCUAAAUGCAAUUCACUUCAUAGCUUACCUGUUCAGAUUCAGCUACAGCUGGAAGCAGGGACAAACAUUUCCUAUACAGUUCAUCACAAAGAACGAGUGAUUGCCAACUCCUCAGCUGACAAGGGGAUCACCCCCCACAACACCACUCUGAAUGUUGUGGCGGUGCAAAGUCUUGGACUGGGCUGCCAUAAUCUGAGAGUAGCUGCAGCGAACAGGGUCACAGCACGCAGCGUGUCCUCUGCUCUGCUGCUGUGUCUGCUGGAGCCUGUAAAAGGCCUGCAGGCCUCUGUGAUAGCAGAGGCGGGAGUGUGUCCAGACUCCACCGAUCUCAUCAUCGGAGUCUCGUUGGAGCGGGGAGCCCCAGCUGAGCUGAUUUUUAAUCUCACUGGGGUCAGAGACACGCUGACUGAAACCAGAGACGCGCUCAAUAACAGCUUGCAAACGUAUACGUUCUCCAACCCACUUGAAGGACUUUUGACAGUGAAAGUACAAGCCACGAAUGCUUUAUCAAGCUCUCAGCUGGACGUGGAUUUUGAGACAAUACUUCAGGCGUGUCGGAAUUACUCCGACUCCUCAAAAAGCCAAGAAAAAGAUGACUUGAGUGCUGAGGGCCCCGCGGACUUGAAAAUAACUGCUUCUCCAGACUUGGUGGUCGACCAAACUCAAAUCGUUACUCUGACACCAACUGGAUCAGUAGGCAGCAAAGGACUUGAGUUUGAAUGGAAAUGUAAAGGAAACUGCUCAUGCAGAAAUACAACAACAGAAGAAACUCACGUGAUUGAAAAAGACUGCCUUCCAGAUCCGUUUGAAACACUUGAAUACAGUCUAACGGUGAGGAAAAGAAGAUGGUUUCGGAAACUGGUCCACAUUGCCGCAGCUUCAAAGUGCAUCACAGUUGCUCCUUUGAAUGAACUGAAAGACGUCGCCAUCAGGUGUGAUAACUGUGCUUCAUUAAAUGUGAACAGCCAUGCUAAGCUGAGCCUCAGCUGUGUGGCUACUUGCCCAGAUGUAAUCUGGUUUAUUGAGGACCCCAAACCUUUGACUGGUGACCUCGGUGAUUGUUACACCCAGAGCGGAAGAAGGCCGCCUAUUGAGAAGCAGGACGGUGACACUGAGUACACCGUUCACAGUCGACAUCUGAACAUUUCACGGAGCAUUCAGCAAAACAUCAGUGUGAUUGCAUAUGGCAAGACAGUGCCUGGUUUUGUCAAAUACACCAUCCCGAUCCCCGGUCCCGAAGGAGCAGAAACAACUGAUGCUCCUGUCGUCCCCUCGUGCAACAUCUCUCCACCUUCAGGAACUGUGCUUGAUGCUUUUGAAAUUUCCUGCAAGGCAACUCUUUUCUGCUCCACAGGCUGUCUUUACUGCUUCAAAACCAGCACAGGUAAACAUCUGCGAUGCAGCAAGACAAAUGAGGUUAAAUCAGUCUUUUUGCCUUUCGGGGAUGAAAAUAACAACUACAGUUUGUCUGUGGUGGCAACGAUGAAAAAUGAGUAUACUACGUCUACUACAACUCUUACUACUCAGGUAAGGAAGAGUAGCUCCAGUGCUUCUGUAAUCGCACUGCAGUCUGCAGUGGAAGAGACUGUGAAUCACUUAGAGCAGCAAGGCCUGCUGUCUGGUGAGGCACUCGCACAAAUAUUCACCUCAAUUUCUGAUCUGCUGAAUGUGGAGGAUGGUGAAGAUCAGAAGGAUAACAGGUCAAAGCUCCGAGAGCAAAUGUUGACCAAAAUUUCAGAGGUUCUGUUGGACUCGCCCAGCAACUCCACCCAGGAGGUUCAAGUGACGGCUGAGGCCGUGGCUGGACUCACGCUGAUCUCAGAUGAGCUCAGUCCUGCAGCUCAAGAGGAAGCAGGCUCGUUGUUAGUAAACCUCAGCUCCUCCCUCAGAACGAUAAGUGUCAACCAGCCCAGCACUGACGACGGAAAUGUGGUCCACGCAGCAACGCCGAUCGUUGAAGCAGCCAGUAAUGUUUUGACCGUUUCAUCGAAUAAAAAAGUCUCAGAUUUACUUCUGACUGGGAUCAACAACGUUCAGAGUGCUCUGCUGAAUAACAAAGAGGUGAAUGGACAAGCUGUCAUCAUUGAUUCUGGUCAGAUCAGUGUGUAUGUUAACAGGAUGACAUCUGCAGAUGUGCAAAUGCAGAACAUAAAUGUCCAGAAGAUGAGCUCCUCCAGAUUCUCAUUUCCUUCACUUCCUGCUGGCGUCAUCCCCUCAGGGGAGCCAGUGGAUGUCAGGAUGAUGAGUUUUGAGAAGAAUCCAUACUCCUGGAAAGAGGACAACAUCACAGGAGCUGCAGGAUCUCUUUCUCUCACCAGAGUGAAUGGCACCAUCAUACCUGUGGAGAACCUACCUGAAGGAAUUGAGAUUCUCCUGCCAAGGCUUGAUGCUGAGCUGAACAGUACAGUCCUUGAGCUGGCCAACUUCAGCACAUUAAUGAUUGACGUGCCGUCACCAGAUGUGACAUUGGUGCUGAAAAUGGAGCCAUCUGAAGACAUUUCCUUCAUGGUGUUACUGGGAUUUAAGGAUUAUCCGAACGAUAACAGCUACGUGGCCAAGACUCGGAUCCCUCUAGAAAACCUGAAUGAAGAAGAAAAAUUUACCUGGGUGUUGAGUCCCAAAGACAGAACAGGAAGUGCCGGGGUCCAUUACCUUGUAGUGAAACCUAUUGUUGAGCCGGGCAUCAGAUCUGUCAAUGCCUCUGUUGUCGUCACUUCCAUCGCUGCUCAGUGCAAAUACUGGAACGAAUCCAUGUCCUCUUGGAGGGAAGAUGGCUGCAGGGUUGGACCACUCACCACACCUUUGGUCACCCAGUGCCUCUGUAACCACCUGACUCUCUUUGGCAGCUCCUUCUUUGUCAUGCCAAACUUGGUGGACGUUUCCCGCACAGCUGAACUGUUUGCUACAUUUGCUAACAAUCCUGUGGUGGUGUGCUUUGUGGGGGCAAUCUUUGGUGCUUAUCUGCUGGUGGUUGUGUGGGCGCGCAGGAAAGACAUCCAAGAUUUAACCAAGGUCAAGAUAACAGUCCUUGACGACAAUCACCCUCUGGCAGAGUAUCGUUACAUGCUGACUGUGAGCACAGGCCACCGGCAUGGGGCAGCCACUUCCUCUCAGGUUACCAUAACUCUGACAGGAACAGAGGGAGAAAGUGAACCUCACCACCUGACGGACCCUGAAAAGCCCGUGUUUGAGAGGGGUGGGGUGGACAUGUUUCUGCUGACCACUCACUUUUCUCUUGGAGAUUUGCAGAGCAUAAGACUUUGGCACGACAACUCAGGCAAACACCCUGCAUGGUAUCUCAAUAAAGUGACGGUUCAGGAUGUGGAAAAUGGUCAAAAGUGGCACUUUUUAUGUAACUCCUGGCUGGCUGUGGAUGUGGCAGAGUGUGUUCUUGACAAGGUCUUCCCUGUGGCGUCAGAGAGCGAUUUGAAGAGAUUUAGUAACUUGUUCUUCUCAAAGACAGCCAAAGAUUUUCGAGAUGGACACAUCUGGUUUUCAGUCAUUAGUCGACCUCCCUGCAGCACUUUCACACGUGUGCAGAGAGUGUCCUGCUGCUUUUCCCUUCUGCUUUGCACCAUGUUGACGAGCAUCAUGUUUUGGGGAAUUCCCACCGACCCCUCUGAGCAAACUAUGGAUCUAGGUCACAUUGAAUUUACCUGGCAGCAGGUUAUGGUUGGAAUUCAAAGCUCCAUCAUCAUGUUUCCCAUCAAUCUCCUCAUCGUGAGCAUCUUCAGAAACACUCGUCCUCGAGAGAAAACUGCAAAAACCGACAGAUCAAAACAGGGAAACACUGUUAAAGUUUCUCCCUCUCAGAAUGGGACGAAGGACAUCACUCCAGAAACUGUGAUCAAGGACAUAAAGAGAAUCGCUCAAUCCCUCUCAAAAGCUACAAAAUUCCCACACAUGGAGUUCCAUCCUGGACAGCAGGCAGACAUCAACACCCUACUGUCUGUGGUGGAGGACAUCAUCAGGCAGCAGAACCGGGCAUCUGGAGACUUCUACACCACCAGGUCCGAGAGGGGUUGUGCCAUGAUUCUCAGUAUAGGCGCAGUGAAUCUUCAUGAAAACAGCACAUGGGGGAGCCCGGAGAAGACACCAGAUGAAGUUCAGAAGAAGUCCAACAAUAGCCAGUGUCUGUACAAGCAGUUGCGUCAUGUUGAGAAGGAGCUUGGUCUGCUCGGACCAUCUCGUUUUCCAGAACCCGGCAGCUACGACAGGGCGGUGCAGCAAGUUCAGGGAAUGAAAAGGCAUCUGGAGCUCCAUUUGUCCUCCUCCAACCUGGAUAGAGAUCAGCUCAGUCGCAGUCCCAGUCCAGAUCAGAGCAUCAGCGGUGACGCACACCAGAAGUGCUGCCAAGGAGGGCUGCCAUGGUGGUUUGUGUUUGUUGGGUGGAUUCUGGUGAUAGCGACCAGCGGUGUGUCGGGAUACUUCACCAUGAUGUACGGGCUGACAUAUGGAAAGGAUCGCUCCAUAAACUGGCUCAUCUCCAUGGUGGUUUCCUUCUGUGAGAGUCUCUUUAUCACCCAACCUUUGAAGGUUCUUGGUUUUGCUGCUUUCUUCGCUCUGGUUCUGAAAAAGGUCGACCAGGAAGAGUUUGGAGAGCCUCAAAUAGACGAGAAUUUCAGAAAAACAGAUGAUCCGGAUGUGGUGCGUGUCGCGAGAAGAGACAGCACAUGCAGUUUCUAUCAACCUCCACCUCCUUCUGACAUCGAGAAGAUGCAGAGAAAUGUGAUUAAAGAGCAGAAAGUUUUCUCACUCAUCAGGGAGAUCCUCGUGUACAUGGGCUUUAUGUGGGUGUUGCUUCUGGUGGCUUAUGGUCAGAGGGACCCCAACUCUUAUUUCCUGACCCGCCACAUUCGCCAAAGCUUCAGCAAGGGCAUCUCCAGCACCAUGAGCAUUCAGGACAUGUUCAACUGGGCAAACUCAACUUUACUGAGCAACCUUUAUGGAAAUCACCCAGGAUUCAUCACUGACGGAAACUCAAAGCUGGUGGGGAACGCUCGUCUGCGGCAGGUGAGAGUGCAAAAACACUCAUGUCGCGUUCCUCGCUCCAUGAAACAGUCUGUGUCCGACUGUCAUGCUCCAUACUCAUGGGAUUCGGAGGAUAUGGGCUUCUACGGUCCUGGUUGGAACCGGCCCAUGGGUGAUAACGCAUCAGUGAACCUCCACAGUCCAUGGGCGUACAAGUCUCAGAGUAAACUGAGGGCUUAUCCUGUCUGGGGUAGCGUGAUUCUUUAUAGAGGAGGCGGGUUUGUGAUGGAUCUGGGGCCAGAUUUACAGAACUCAAGGAGAACUCUUCAAUACCUUUAUGACAACACCUGGUUUGAUGCGUACACCCAAGCGAUCUUUGCGGAGUUCACUGUGUAUAACGCAAACGUGAACCUAUUCUGCAUUGUCACACUGAUGCUGGAGACUACAGCCACAGGAGCUUUCCAGUUCCGCAGUGAGCUUCAGAGUGUGCGUCUGUACCAGUCAACGGGUGGCCUUCACAUUUUUGUCAUGGCUUCUGAAAUCGUCUAUUUUCUCUUUAUCUUCUUUUACAUGUUUGCUCAGGGAAAGCUGAUAAAAACACAGAAAUGGGAUUAUUUUAAGUGUAAAUGGAACCUGCUUGAGUUGGCGAUCAUCGUUCUCAGCUGGAGUGCGCUGUCUGUCUACAUUAAGCGGACUUUACUGGGGAAGCGGGACAUCAGCUACUAUCAGGACAACAAAAACCAGUUUGCCAGUUUCCAUGAGACGGCCCAGGCUGACGCCACGCUCGGGUAUCUGAUCGCCUUUCUGGUUCUGCUGGCUACGGUCAAACUGUGGCACCUGCUGAGACUGAACCCAAAGCUGCACAUGAUCACAGCCACUCUGCAGCGAGCUUGGACUGAUAUUUCAGGCUUCCUGGUGGUCAUGACCAUCAUGUUCCUGGCCUACUCCAUUGCCUCUAACCUGAUGUAUGGCUGGAAGCUUUACUCCUAUCGGACUCUGCUUGAUGCUGCACAAACUAUAGUCAGCUUGCAGCUUGGUAUUUUUAACUACGGAGAGGUUCUGAACUAUAAUCCUCUGCUUGGGGCUUUCUUCAUUGGCUCCUGCAUUGUCUUCAUGACCUUUGUUGUGUUGAACCUCUUCAUCUCCGUCAUUCUUGUUGCUUUCAGUGAAGAGCAGAUACAUCACAAGCCAUCAGAAGAGGAGGAGAUUGUGGACCUGAUGUUAAUGAAACUCUGCAGUUUGUUUGGACUCAAACGAAAGAAGCAAGCUGGUGAUGACCAAACUGAGGGUCAUGCUAUGAGAUCUGCUUCAAAUAACACACCCUCUGCAGUUUCUUUUUAAGAUGUUUAUAAAGGAUGAUGUUAAUUCUAGUUAACUUCAACACUGCAACAUAAUUUGCUUCAGUAAUCACCUGCUGCUUUGUUUUGUUGCCAAGUGAAUGUUUGUGACUUUAAAGCAGUGCGUAACUGUAAAGCUGCAGAUUUGUCACUGUUGCAUUAAAAGUGGAAACAUGUAAUGAAGAAUGAAGUUAAUGUCUCACACUGAAUUAUUCUAUUAAACAAGCUGAAAAAAAUUAA